AAAUGUUCACUGACUUUCAUAAACAGAUGCAAUAUGAUUAUGCUGAGGCUGCAAACACAUACUGCGGUAUUUUAAUCAGAAGUGGGAUUUUCGUUGGUCCGAAAUAGAAUCACAGGGCUAAUUUCAGGCAACAAUUUCAACUGCGUAAGAGCCUAUCGUGUCACAUUCAGCCUAACUGUCUGGGUCUUCAGAAGAGAGCAGGACAUACAUAUAGGAAAGGUUUAUAGACUGGAGACUUUAAGCGCAAAGACCUUGCAACAGCAGGUGGACCGGCAGUGUGCUGAUACCAGAUCAUGGCCGACUUUGAGAUGGUUCUGAGUUGCUGGGGGCCAAUAGAGGCUGACUAUAACAAAAACGGAGGACUGGUCCUGACCCGCCUUUUCGCAGAGUAUCCAGAAACACAGAAGUUGUUCCCUAAGUUUGCAGGCAUCGCCAAGGGGGACCUGGCUGGCAAUGCGGCAGUAGCUGCCCAUGGAGCCACUGUGCUCAAGAAGCUGGGUGAGCUGCUUAAGGCCAAAGGCAACCACGGUGCCAUCCUUAAACCCCUGGCCACCACCCACGCCAAUAAGCACAAGAUCCCCCUUAACAACUUCAAGCUGAUCACUGAAGUCAUCUGCAAAGUGAUGGGCGAAAAAGCAGGGCUGGAUGCAGGCGGACAGGAAGCCCUGAGGAGGGUGAUGAGCGUGGUCAUCGCUGACAUCGACGGCACCUACAAGGAGCUGGGCUUUGCCGGCUAAGUGGUUUACCUCAGCAACCUAUGACCCGAAUGCCGGGGUUCACGCGAGGUUAGUCAUAGGACAACAACUGAACUUGUAGAGCAUUUCCUGGGAUGUCUUAUAUAGAUAAUUGGGGGGGGGGGGGGGUACGUUUUACAUAAUGACACUACUACAUAUACUGCGUGAAACCACUGCAACUGCAAAUAGUCUAGAGGACAAUACUGAAGGUGAAUUGGGGAAUCAACUGAAAGUGUAUGGAGGAUAAUACCGGAGGUGUAAUGGGGAAGUACUGGAGGUGUAUAGGGAAAAGCACUUGAGGUAAAUGGGGUGAACCUUUUUUUGCAAAGGCAGUAUGUCCCACUGUACUGUACCUUGCCUUAAUACAGCUGCCAUUUCAUUGUAGUUUGCUUUCUAUAUGUGAAGUAAUUCUCUGUUGUACUAAACCAAUAAAAAUUAUACCUGUUUCCAGUAA
Esox lucius (northern pike) is the source of this 1188-nucleotide messenger RNA. It is a transcript of the gene mb, whose product is annotated as myoglobin. Gene Ontology annotation, biological process: oxygen transport. Gene Ontology annotation, cellular component: extracellular exosome. Gene Ontology annotation, molecular function: oxygen binding; heme binding. The transcript is spliced from 4 exons. NCBI's taxonomy places the organism in Eukaryota, Metazoa, Chordata, Actinopteri, Esociformes, Esocidae. The record is from RefSeq and is a predicted model, not a curated record. Bases 294 to 737 code for a protein of 147 amino acids.